Molecule: messenger RNA, 3010 nt
Organism: Dromaius novaehollandiae (emu)
Lineage: Eukaryota; Metazoa; Chordata; Aves; Casuariiformes; Dromaiidae
Gene: LRRC26
Product: leucine rich repeat containing 26
Exons: 2
Coding region: 276-1079 (267 amino acids)
Cellular component (GO): voltage-gated potassium channel complex
Molecular function (GO): potassium channel activator activity; voltage-gated potassium channel activity; transmembrane transporter binding
Source: RefSeq, a predicted model, not a curated record
CCGGACGUGCAGCUGGCUCCAGGUUUGCAGACGGAGGGUGGUGGUGAGCUGCGUUCCGGCAAACGCGAGUGGCUACCAGGAGCCGAGCACAUCAACCUCGGAGCCAGGCACACUGCGGCACCUCUGCUCUGCACCCUCGGGCCCACCCAAGGGUGCCCAGCAGGGUAGGCCCACAGGCUGUGCGUGGCUGGGCAGGGCGACGGGCACUAGGAACGCACUUGUAGGGGAAUCCCGACACUGGAGGUAGGGAGCCGUUGCCAUCUCAGUGGGCAGCUAUGGGCAGCUGGAGGGGCCUGGGCACCUGGAUCACCUGCCUAUUCCUCCUGCACCCGCUGCCCUCUCCAGCAUGCCCAGCUGCCUGCCAUUGCUCCUUGGGGGACGUGGACUGCACCGAACAUGACCUGCACGAGGUGCCACAUAACCUAUCAGCCAAUACCAGCACUCUGUGGCUUGGCUACAACUUCAUCACCGCGCUCAGACCAGGCUCUUUCCCCUUCCUGCCGGUGCUGCUGCGACUCAGCCUGCCUCACAACCACCUGGGGACAAUCCACAGCCAGGCCCUUGUGGGGCUUGGGGAGCUGCAGGAGCUGGACCUCAGCAACAACUACCUUACUGUGCUGACCUCGGAAACCUUCCUGCCCCUCAUCAGCUUGGUCACACUCAACCUGGGGAGCAACAGGCUGGGGGAGCUGGAGCCCAGGGUCCUGUACGCCCUGCCCCAGCUCCAAGCGCUCUUCCUGCACAGCAACCCCUGGGUGUGCACCUGCAGCAUCCAGCCCCUCUGGUACUGGCUCAGCCACAACAAGGAAAAAAUUAAAGAGAAGAGUUUGCUCUUGUGCACGUCCCCAGAGCAGCUGAUCAACUAUCCAGUCAUGGCCUUCACGAAUGAGUCCUUCAGGCAAUGCCAGGAGAACUCACUGCGUGCCCAGGACUAUGCCUUCUUUCUGCUCAUUGGACCAUUCUGUUUCCUGGCCAGCAUCUUCCUCUGCAUCUUCAUGGGCUCCAUCACUGUUGUCUGCCACAACCUGCACAAACAAUCACACUCCUGGAAGAGAUCUCCUGUCUGCAGGUGGCACUGAGGCAAGGCAAGGAGGCACUUGACAGGCCGUGGUCUAUGCCCUUCGCAGAUGCCUACACCCAGCCAUUGGAAAUGUUUCCCCGCGAACCAGUGAGAGGAUGUUCUAUUCCUGGAAUUUGUUCUCUUUCUUCCUCCCAGUGUCCCCAGAGUUGAUGCCAAGCCAGGAUCCUCUGCACGCUCUACCAGGGUAAACAGCCUCCAGCCCAGCCCCCAUGCAGGACACAGACUGGUUGCAAAUACUCUCCACGUUUCAGGAGGCACCCCUAGAUCUGCACAUCCAUUUCCCUGGGGACCUUUUUCCUCUAGUGCAUCCCAUCCUCUCCCUCCUGCUCCCCAGAGGCCUCUGUCUGCCUCUGGGUGCGUCCUAGGGGUCAUUGUUUGCCUUUCAAUGCCUUCCAAAGCCCUCCCUGUGCCUUUUGGUGCCCCCGUCUCCUCCAUCUGGCAUUCAGUGACCCAAGCAGCCUCAGGGUGCCUUUCAGUGUCCCCCAGAUCCCUUGUUUUGGCUUUUGGUGCAUCCAAACACCUUCUGUUUGCCUUUCUGUACCCUUGCCAGGCCUUGGUCUGCCUUUUGGUGCACCCCAGAGUCAUCCAUGUGCCUUCUGGUGCACCUGAAGACCCUGUAUGCCUUUCCAUGCAAACCAGAACCCUUUAUUUGGCUUUCAGGGUGUCCCAGAGUCUCCAUGUGUCUCUCAGAGAGCCGAAGACCCCACCAUGUGCUGCCCAAGAGGGGAAUAGAUUGCAAAAUGUUUCUCCCCUGAUAGCUUUUCCCCUGAGCUGGGUUGGCUCAGCCAACAGCCUAGGACUAGGGUUAGGGUAAAAGUUAUAGUUUGGAAAGAGAGAAUGCCUAGAGCUCCUAUUAGUGUGGGGCUGCAAAGAAGCUGCCAAAAGAAGGUGUGGACUGCAAAAAAGUUUCUCUCCGACAGCUUUUCCACUGUGCUAUAGUUGGGAGAUUGGCCAAAGCUCAUCUGGGGUGAAGGUCUAGGUUUAGCAUUAAGGUUGGGAGUAAGAUAAUUGCCCCCAAAACCUUCAUACUCACUUUGUUGCCCCCAAAGUCCCCAUUUUACCUGUCAGUCUAAGCCAGCAUGAUUGGAUUCCUUUCCAUGCACCCCAGACCUCCAUGUGUCUUUCCAUGCAUGCUGGUGGCCUCCGGGUGCCUUUUGGUGCCUUCCAUAGCAUUCCUUUGGCAUCCACACAUAAAGGAAGUCUCUCAGAGACUUUACUCAUAAAACUGUUAAAAUUCUCUAAGAGAUUCCCUUUUAGUGCAGCCAUGGGCAGCAGGAAAGGCCCGGAACUGAGAGGCUCCCAUGGUGGGGACUGUGGGCAGGACCCAGCUUAGCUGGAGCAUCCAAGGAAGAGGGCCAGACCCAUGUGCUACAAAGCCUGUGUGAGUUAUGUGGGGGACAAAAAGCCCCAUGGGGUUCCAGCCCCCACUGCAGGCACUUAGUGCCUGCUUCCCUCGGUGCUUCCUUGACUAUCCCCAUCCACAAAAAGGGGAUGGGGCAGCCCAUACCAUCCCACAACCCUGCUGCCACCUGCACUUCCCUGCAGAAAUGCUCCUCUCCUGCAUCGCAUGGAAAUGCUCGGUGGGGAUACUGUAAUAUACACUGGAGCUAGCUGGAGCUAUGAUUAGAACAGCCAAGAUACAGAAAAGCAAGAUGAAAGUGCAAGCAGGGUGAAGGGAGCAUCAGUCAUGAAGGAGAAACACCCCAUCUGACACGAGCUCUUAAGCACUGUAAGACAGUAACAGCCCCAGUGAGACGGCUGCAGCUAUCAGCUACUCCCUUUUAGGUCCAGCAGAGCAGCAAGGAAUGCUUCCCCACACAGAAGCUGAAGAAAAAGCUAGGAAUGGGGUGGAGGAAAUCCUUUCAAGAGCCGUUGCCAGAGGUUAAAUAAACCAUGCCAUGAUAAAAAACAAAUGAAACCUUGUCUCAA